Branchiostoma floridae (Florida lancelet) is the source of this 2894-nucleotide messenger RNA. RefSeq lists its product as uncharacterized. Gene Ontology annotation, molecular function: GTPase activity; structural constituent of cytoskeleton; GTP binding. The record is from RefSeq and is a predicted model, not a curated record. NCBI's taxonomy places the organism in Eukaryota, Metazoa, Chordata, Leptocardii, Amphioxiformes, Branchiostomatidae. The transcript has 9 exons. Gene Ontology annotation, cellular component: microtubule; cytoplasm. Gene Ontology annotation, biological process: mitotic cell cycle; microtubule cytoskeleton organization. The coding region runs from base 144 to 2894 and encodes 916 amino acids.
GUGUUGACGUCAGGGGAUAAAGCCGUUACCACUCCACAUUUGAAUCAGUCUAACGGAACUUGAAGCGACGUACAAGCACGUCUAAGUAUCCUGUAAAAAUCGUAUUUUUCUAGCAGCCAUCCGACAACUACCAAACAUUCAACAUGCGUGAAAUCGUUCAUCUGCAGGCUGGUCAGUGCGGCAACCAGAUCGGUGCCAAGUUCUGGGAGGUGAUCUCAGACGAGCACGGCAUCGACCCCACCGGCACCUACCACGGUGACUCCGAUCUUCAGCUGGAGAGGAUCAACGUUUACUACAAUGAAGCCACAGGUGGGAAGUACGUGCCCAGGGCAGUCCUUGUGGAUCUGGAGCCAGGCACCAUGGACUCUGUCAGAUCUGGUCCCUUCGGACAGAUCUUCAGGCCAGACAACUUCGUUUUUGGCCAGAGUGGUGCUGGUAACAACUGGGCUAAGGGCCACUACACAGAGGGUGCUGAGUUGGUAGACUCAGUGCUGGAUGUUGUGCGUAAGGAGGCUGAGAGCUGUGACUGCCUGCAGGGCUUCCAGCUGACACACUCCCUGGGCGGUGGCACCGGCUCCGGCAUGGGCACCCUGCUCAUCUCCAAGAUCCGUGAGGAGUACCCCGACAGGAUCAUGAACACAUUCUCAGUCGUGCCAUCCCCCAAGGUAUCGGACACUGUCGUCGAGCCCUACAACGCCACCCUGUCAGUCCACCAGCUGGUAGAGAACACAGAUGAGACCUACUGCAUCGACAACGAGGCCCUGUACGACAUCUGCUUCCGUACCCUCAAGCUCACAACCCCGACCUACGGUGACCUGAACCAUCUCGUGUCUGCAACCAUGAGCGGCGUCACCACCUGCCUGCGGUUCCCCGGUCAGCUCAACGCUGAUCUCCGUAAGCUUGCUGUCAACAUGGUCCCCUUCCCCCGUCUCCACUUCUUCAUGCCCGGCUUCGCCCCCCUGACCAGCCGUGGCAGCCAGCAGUACCGCGCCCUGACCGUCCCCGAGCUGACCCAGCAGAUGUUCGACGCCAAGAACAUGAUGGCUGCCUGCGACCCCCGUCACGGCCGCUACCUCACCGUCGCUGCCAUGUUCCGUGGCCGCAUGUCCAUGAAGGAAGUUGACGAGCAGAUGCUGAACGUGCAGAACAAGAACUCCAGCUACUUCGUCGAAUGGAUCCCCAACAACGUGAAGACCGCCGUAUGCGACAUCCCACCACGCGGCCUGUAUGAAAGACCCCCGAUUGGGACUUCUCCCCCCCGGGGCCUGGAGGAUUCCGCCACCUUCGUCGGCAACAGCACCGCCAUCCAGGAGCUGUUCAAGCGUAUCUCCGAGCAGUUCACCGCUAUGUUCCGCCGCAAGGCUUUCUUGCAUUGGUACACCGGCGAGGGUAUGGAUGAGAUGGAGUUCACCGAGGCCGAGUCCAACAUGAACGACCUGGUGUCCGAGUACCAGCAGUACCAGGAUGCCACCGCUGAGGAGGAGGGAGAGUUCGAUGAGGAGGAGGAGGAAGGCGAUGAGCUCCCAUCCGACAACUACCAAACAUUCAACAUGCGUGAAAUCGUUCAUCUGCAGGCUGGUCAGUGCGGCAACCAGAUCGGGUCCAAGUUCUGGGAGGUGAUCUCAGACGAGCACGGCAUCGACCCCACCGGCACCUACCACGGUGACUCCGAUCUUCAGCUGGAGAGGAUCAACGUUUACUACACUGAAGCCUCAGGUGGGAAGUACGUGCCCAGGGCAAUUCUUGUGGAUCUGGAGCCAGGCACCAUGGACUCUGUCAGAUCUGGUCCCUUCGGACAGAUCUUCAGGCCAGACAACUUCGUUUUCGGCCAGAGUGGUGCUGGUAACAACUGGGCUAAGGGCCACUACACAGAGGGUGCUGAGUUGGUAGACUCAGUGCUGGAUGUUGUGCGUAAGGAGGCUGAGAACUGUGACUGCCUGCAGGGCUUCCAGCUGACACACUCGCUGGGCGGUGGCACCGGCUCCGGCCUGGGCACCCUGCUCAUCUCCAAGAUCCGUGAGGAGUACCCUGACAGGAUCAUGAACACAUUCUCAGUCGUACCAUCCCCCAAGGUAUCGGACACUGUCGUCGAGCCCUACAACGCCACCCUGUCAGUCCACCAGCUGGUAGAGAACACAGAUGAGACCUUCUGCAUCGACAACGAGGCCCUGUACGACAUCUGCUUCCGUACCCUCAAGCUCACAACCCCGACCUACGGUGACCUGAACCAUCUCGUGUCUUCAACCAUGAGCGGCGUCACCACCUGCCUGCGGUUCCCCGGUCAGCUCAACGCUGAUCUCCGUAAGCUUGCUGUCAACAUGGUCCCCUUCCCCCGUCUCCACUUCUUCAUGACCGGCUUCGCCCCCCUGACCAGCCGUGGCAGCCAGCAGUACCGCGCCCUGACCGUCCCCGAGCUGACCCAGCAGAUGUUCGACGCCAAGAACAUGAUGGUUGCCUGCGACCCCCGUCACGGCCGCUACCUCACCGUCGCUGCCAUGUUCCGUGGCCGCAUGUCCAUGAAGGAAGUCGAAGAGCAGAUUCUGAACGUGCAGAACAAGAACUCCAGCUACUUCGUCGAAUGGAUCCCCAACAACGUGAAGACCGCCGUAUGCGACAUCCCACCACGCGGCCUAAAGAUGGCCGCCACCUUCGUCGGCAACAGCACCGCCAUCCAGGAGGUGUUCAAGCGCAUCUCCGAGCAGUUCACCGUUAUGUUCCGCCGCAAGGCAUUCUUGCAUUGGUACACCGGCGAGGGUAUGGAUGAGAUGGAGUUCACCGAGGCCGAGUCCAACAUGAACGACCUGGUGUCCGAGUACCAGCAGUACCAGGAUGCCACCGCUGAGGAGGAGGGAGAGUUUGAUGAGGAGGAGGAGGAAGGCGAUGAGCUCGCCUAA